AUGACCAAAAACAACGGAGAAGAGCCCAGGAUGGGGGGCAGGAUGGAGAGAUUCCAGCAAGGAGUCCGCAAGCGCACACUUUUGGCCAAGAAGAAAGUGCAGAACAUCACGAAGGAGGAUGUGAAAAGUUACCUCUUCAGGAACGCUUUUGUGCUGCUCACUGUCACCGCUGUCAUUGUGGGUACAAUCCUUGGAUUUGCCCUCCGGCCUUAUAAAAUGAGCUACAGGGAAGUCAAAUACUUCUCGUUUCCUGGGGAGCUUCUGAUGCGGAUGUUACAGAUGUUGGUCUUACCCCUCAUCAUCUCCAGUCUUGUCACAGGAAUGGCGGCCCUAGAUAGUAAGGCGUCAGGGAAGAUGGGCAUGCGAGCUGUAGUCUAUUACAUGACUACCACCAUCAUUGCUGUGGUGAUUGGCAUAAUUAUUGUCAUCAUCAUCCAUCCCGGAAAGGGCACAAAAGAAAACAUGUACAGAGAAGGUAAAAUCGUCCAAGUGACUGCUGCUGAUGCCUUCCUGGAUUUAAUCAGGAACAUGUUCCCUCCCAACCUGGUGGAAGCCUGCUUUAAACAGUUUAAAACCAGCUAUGAGAAGAGGAGCUUCAAAGUGCCCCUCCAGGCCAACGAAACACUCCUGGGAGCUGUGAUCAGCAACGUGUCGGAGGCCAUGGAGACCCUGACCCGGAUCCGGGAGGAGAUGGUGCCUGUUCCCGGAUCUGUGAAUGGAGUCAAUGCCCUGGGCCUCGUUGUCUUCUCCAUGUGUUUCGGUUUCGUGAUUGGAAACAUGAAGGAGCAGGGACAAGCACUGAGGGAUUUCUUUGAUUCUCUGAACGAAGCCAUCAUGAGACUGGUGGCGGUGAUAAUGUGGUAUGCACCUCUGGGCAUCCUCUUCCUGAUCGCUGGGAAAAUUGUUGAGAUGGAGGACAUGGGUGUGAUUGGCGGGCAGCUGGCCAUGUACACAGUGACAGUCAUCGUCGGCCUCCUCAUUCACGCCGUCAUCGUCCUGCCCCUCCUCUACUUCCUGGUAACCCGGAAGAACCCCUGGGUUUUCAUUGGAGGGUUGCUGCAAGCGCUCAUCACAGCUCUGGGGACCUCCUCAAGCUCUGCCACCCUCCCCAUCACUUUCAAAUGUCUCGAAGAGAACAACGGAGUGGACAAACGCAUCACCAGAUUUGUGCUCCCUGUGGGGGCCACCAUCAACAUGGAUGGGACCGCCCUCUAUGAGGCUUUGGCUGCCAUUUUCAUCGCUCAAGUUAACAACUUUGAACUGAACUUUGGACAGAUUAUUACGAUAAGCAUCACAGCCACGGCUGCAAGCAUUGGGGCAGCUGGGAUUCCUCAGGCUGGUCUGGUCACCAUGGUCAUCGUGCUGACAUCUGUGGGCCUGCCCACAGAUGACAUCACACUCAUCAUUGCGGUGGAUUGGUUUCUGGACCGCCUCCGAACCACCACCAACGUGCUGGGUGACUCCCUCGGAGCAGGGAUCGUUGAGCACUUGUCCCGGCAGGAACUAAAGAACCGAGACGUUGAAAUGGGGAACUCCAUGAUUGAGGAGAAUGAAAUGAAGAAGCCCUAUCAGCUGAUUGCCCAGGACAAUGAGCCUGAGAAACCCCUGACUGACAGUGAAACCAAGAUGUAG
Molecule: messenger RNA, 1632 nt
Organism: Arvicola amphibius (Eurasian water vole)
Lineage: Eukaryota; Metazoa; Chordata; Mammalia; Rodentia; Cricetidae
Gene: Slc1a3
Product: solute carrier family 1 member 3
Exons: 9
Coding region: 1-1632 (543 amino acids)
Biological process (GO): D-aspartate import across plasma membrane; L-glutamate import across plasma membrane; L-aspartate import across plasma membrane
Cellular component (GO): plasma membrane
Molecular function (GO): neutral L-amino acid transmembrane transporter activity; L-glutamate transmembrane transporter activity; glutamate:sodium symporter activity
Source: RefSeq, a predicted model, not a curated record